Molecule: messenger RNA, 1649 nt
Organism: Ochotona curzoniae (black-lipped pika)
Lineage: Eukaryota; Metazoa; Chordata; Mammalia; Lagomorpha; Ochotonidae
Gene: CRLF1
Product: cytokine receptor like factor 1
Exons: 9
Coding region: 207-1478 (423 amino acids)
Biological process (GO): cytokine-mediated signaling pathway
Cellular component (GO): external side of plasma membrane
Molecular function (GO): protein binding; cytokine receptor activity
Source: RefSeq, a predicted model, not a curated record
GGGGCCGGGCGGGGCCAGCGGCGCAUUAGCGCCUUGUCAAUUCGGCUGCUCAGACUUGCUGCGGCCUCCGCGUCCGUGCCCAGCGACGUACGGGGCGACCCGGCCCCGCGCCCUCCCGCACCCUCCCGCGCCCCGCGCGGCCGCCCUCCGUGGCCUCUCGCCCUUGCCGCCCGCCGCGCGCCCCCACUCCCGGCAGCGCCGGCCCCAUGCCCGCCGGCCGCCCGGGCCCCGCCGCCCAAUCCGCGCGGCGGCCGCCGCCGCUGCUGCUGCUGCCCCUACUGUUACUUUGCGUCCUCGGGGCGCCGCGAGCCGGAUCCGGAGCCCACACAGCUGUGAUCAGCCCCCAGGACCCCACCCUGCUCAUCGGCUCCUCCCUGCAGGCCACGUGCUCCGUGCACGGGGACUCCCCGGGGGCCACGGCCGAGGGCCUGUACUGGACGCUCAACGGACGCCGCCUGCCGCCCGAGCUCUCACGGGUCCUGAACACCUCCACCCUGGCCCUGGCCUUGGCCAACCUCAACGGCUCCAGGCAGCAGUCGGGGGACAACCUGGUGUGUCACGCCCGUGACGGUAGCAUCCUGGCUGGCUCCUGCCUCUACGUGGGCCUGCCUCCCGAGAAACCAUUUAACAUCAGCUGCUGGUCCAAGAACAUGAAAGACUUGACGUGCCGCUGGACGCCCGGUGCCCACGGCGAAACAUUCUUGCACACCAACUACUCGCUCAAGUACAAGCUGAGGUGGUACGGCCAGGACAACACGUGUGAGGACUACCACUCGGUGGGGCCCCACUCCUGUUACAUCCCCAAGGACCUGGCCCUCUUCACGCCCUACGAGAUCUGGGUGGAAGCCACCAACCGCCUGGGCUCGGCCCGCUCCGACGUGCUCACUUUAGAUAUUCUAGAUGUGGUGACCACGGACCCCCCGGCCGAUGUGCACGUGAGCCGCGUGGGGGGGCUGGAAGACCAGCUGAGCGUGCGCUGGGUCUCGCCGCCCGCCCUAAAGGACUUCCUCUUCCAAGCCAAGUACCAGAUCCGCUACCGCGUGGAAGAUAGCGUGGACUGGAAGGUGGUCGAUGACGUCAGUAACCAGACCUCCUGCCGUCUGGCCGGCCUGAAACCCGGCACUGUGUACUUCGUGCAAGUCCGCUGCAACCCCUUCGGCAUUUACGGCUCCAAGAAGGCGGGGCUCUGGAGCGAGUGGAGUCACCCCACGGCCGCCUCCACCCCGCGCACGGAGCGGCCGGGCCCGGGCGGCGGCGCGUGCGAGCCCCGGGGAGGCGAGCCGAGCUCGGGCCCGGUACGGCGGGAGCUCAAGCAGUUCCUGGGCUGGCUCAAGAAGCACGCGUACUGUUCCAACCUCAGCUUCCGUCUGUACGACCAGUGGCGGGCUUGGAUGCAGAAAUCACACAAGACCCGCAACCAGGACGAGGGCGUCCUGUCCUCGGGCAGACGGGGCGCGGCGAGAGGUCUUGCCAGAUAAGCUCUAGGGACCAAGGAGAGAGCCAUGCCUCCUGCUUUGCAGAGGAGACAACCCCGGCACCCCAAGCCUGGCGGGGGGCCACCUCUGCACCCCCACUUCAGGGCACCGAAAGAAGCAGAAGCUGGGCCAGGUGCUGUGAGCUGCGUCCCCGCCAUGGGAGCCCACAGCCUU